AAUAUCACAAAUUGCGAAGGAGGUCGCCUGAGCUGCGUUGCUUGGGUCUUCAUGCAUAGUGCACGCUUUGUAUCAAGAGAGCCUUGAUAUGUACCUCUGUAUUAUGCUGCAUAUGUUGAUCGUUAGCGCGGACUAAUUGUUGCGGCGGCGGUCGUUGUGACACAUAUGGGGAAGCGCCAGCGCCAGCGCGCGGGCCAACCUGAGCCUGAAACAAGCAUCAGGCAUACAAGCAGCUUACAACUAGGAUGUGAUGCUCACAAAGAUGGCCCUCGGGACCUGAAACGUCGCUUCCAAUCGCCAGACGCCUACGUUCUCAAGGCGGGCACGGCAAAGCUCCACAAAGGACAUACAGGCGGCGAUGUGGCCGCUGCGCGAUCAAUUCGUUCGUCGGCGUGGUCUUGGCGCGGCGGCCCCAAGCACUCCAACUCUGGGCCGGCCGUCGCCGCGAGCCCCGCUCCCUCGCCCUGGAACCAUGUCAGCAGCAAGGCGGUGCCGGCGUCUGCAUUGCCAACGUUAUGGCUAGGAGUGGGCCUGCUCCCCAGUGCGAAGGCGGCCGUCACCGCAGCGGCCCAGAUGCUGAGGUCUGCGGUGGCGUGGCCAACCCCUGCACGCCACGACGGCCCCGCCCAGACGCAGAAACAGAAGCCGCACGGCAAGGGCGGCCAUGCAGCAGCUACCAGUGCGCAGCUGGCGCCCAGCAUCUCGAAAUUCCUAGCAUCCAACUCCAGGUCGGAGCUAGCGCUGCACCCGCCCAACUCCAAAGCAGCCAGGGCCGUGAGCAGCACGGCCGAGAGGGCCCGGAGGGCUGUUGGGGCCUCCGGGCCGGCUGCCUCGCCUCGCUCCAGCUCUGACCCACCGCCGCAGCCGGCCGCCUCCUCGGGCUCAGCGCUGGCCCCAUCACCUGCCGCCGACAGCGUCAAGGGCACAGCCACGGCCACCAGCGCGCCCUUCGCGGACUCGGCCGCUGGCUCAGCCGCCAAGCGCCGGCGCAAGCUCCUCCGCGCCGCCGGCCGCCUCCUGCCAGCCGGCGUUGCCGCGCCAGCAGCACCUGGGCACGCAGACGCGGCAGCCGAGCCCGCGCACACACGGGAAGCAGAGGUUGCAGCAGGUUCAGCGGCUGGGGCGGCAGUGCGGUCUGGUGGCGGGGCAGCAGCUGCGAGAACUGCAGCGGCGCCGCCCGCCCGCUGCAGCUCGAGUGCGGCGGCGGCAGCGGCGCCAACGGCAGCAGUGCCCAGGAAGGCUGCGGCGGAGGCGGCAGUAGCAGCCGGCGGCUGCUCGGCGGCAGUAGCCGCCCGCCGGGACUCGGGGGUCCCCCUGGCGCUGCAGGUGGCUGCGGGAGGGCGGCUGCCGCGGCUGGAGGCGCUGCGGGCCCGGCGGCCGCGGCCCAAGGACGGAGAGGUGGUGGCCAAAGUGCGGGACGGCGCGCCUGCCAACACGCUGGACCUGACCGCCGCCGACCUGCGGCGCCUGCUGCUGCCAGACGCCUGGCUGUCCGACCAGCCCGUCAACUUCUACAUGCUGCUCAUACGGAAGCGCCACGAUGAGGCAAUGGCUGCGCUCGUAGCAGCGGCGGCGCCAGCAGCAGCAGCGGCUGUGCCAGCAGCAGCAGCGGCGCCAGCAGCAGCAGCAGCAGCAGGUGCGGCUGCGGCGACAGCACCAGCAGCAGCGGCUGCAGCGACGGCGGUGUCAGCACCAGUGGCGCCGCUUGGUAGCGGCACCGCGCAGGUGGUGGCAGGCGGGCCCACCGCAGGGCAGGUGGUAGCAGGCGGGUCCACCGCAGGGCAGGUGGUGGCAGGCGGGCCCGGCUGCGGCGGCAGCACUGCGUCCCCGUCUGCACCAGGUGGACCAGCGGCGGCGGCGGCGGUGCCCGCGGCAGACGCCGCGGCACGCACCGCGCGGCCGCACCUUAAAGCCGUCAGCAAGCGCGAGGUGGUGAGCCGCGAGGCGCCUGUGCCUGAUACAGCCUCUAAGGUUAAGGCUCAAAGCAAGGCGGCGCUUACGGCGGGUGUGCGGCCGGAGGCGACUGCACAGGUGACUGCGCAGGCGAUUGCAGAGCCGGAGGCAAAGCCGCGGGCGAAGCCGGAGGCAAAGCCCGAGGCAAAGCCCGAGGCAACGCCCGACGCAAAGCCGGAGGCAAGCUGGUGCAGCAAGCCGGGCGUGCAGCAACCGCUGGACAAACAGCAGCUGAAGCGGGAGCGGCGACGAAAGCAGAAGCUGGCGCGAAAGCUGAAGAAGAGGGCACAGGCAGCGUUGAAGGCGCAGCCCGAGCAGCGGUCAAGUGCGGAUGGGCGGGUGGAGGCAGCGCCGGAGGUGGUGGCGCGAAAACGGGCGCGCGUGGAGGGCUCAGUGGGGGCAGGGCCUGCCCUUGCGGCGUCUUCGGAGCAGCUGGCACCGACAACAGAGCAAAAGUGCGACACGGGUGCUGCCGGUGCUGCUGCUGCCGCUGAAGUGGCGGCGGCGCUAGCUGCAGCAUCCGCGGCUACAGCGGCGCAUGCGGCCGCGUGUGCCGCUGGUGGGAUCGGCGGCGGCGGCACCGGCUCUGCCGCGCCCUCCAGCACGCCCAGGCCUAAGCGCAAACGGGAGGCGGCAGCCGCAGCCGCAGGUGCAUCUACCGACGUCGGAGAGCCGGCGGCGCCAGCAGCGGCGCCAGCAGCGGCACCGGCGGCGCCAGCAGCAGCAGCAGCAUCCUCAACAGCAGCAUCUGGCGCCGACGCAGGAAGCGACCUGUCUGCCCCUUCAACCGCUGCGCCCGCGCCCAUCGCCGCCGCGACUGCCGUCGCGGAGGCGCAGCCUCCGCCUCCGCCGCAGACAGAGGCGGCGGCGCAGCCUCCGCCGCCGCUGCUGUCACCCACACCGCGGGUGCAUGCGUUCAACAGCUUCUUCUUCGCCUGCCUGACGGGGCACGGCCGCAGCCGGGCGGCGCUGGACUACGAGGGGGUGCGGCGCUGGACGCUGACGAAGCGCACCUACAGCGCCGACUGCGUGCUGGAGCGGGAGCUACUGCUGUUCCCCAUCAAUCACGGCAACACGCACUGGUGCCUGGCGGCGGUGUGGCCGCGGCGGCGCCUGCUGCAGUACUACGACAGCCUGGGCGGCGGCGCGGCCACGGCGCGAUGGGUGCUGGGCAGCCUGCUGAGGUGGCUGGCCUGGGACCUGCAGGACAAGGGAGCAGACAUCGGGCUGGCUCCAGAGGCGUUGAAGGCGGUCGCGGCGCCGCGGCCGGCGGCAGCAAGAGCAGGCGCAGGCGCGGCGUCUUCUGCAGCGGGUCGGGGGCACGGCAUCAAGGCCACCAAGCCGGGCACGGCUGCGGGGGCCAAGCGCGCAGCAGCGGCGCGGGAGGCGGAGGCGGCGAAGCAGGCGGAGGCGGAGGUGGCCGCGCUGGUGGCGGCGGGCGGCUGGAAGCUGGAGCACGUGACCGGGAAGCUGCCGCGACAGCUGGACGGCACCAGCUGCGGCCUGUUCGUGUGUGCCUACGCCGAGCUGCUGGCACGUGGCGUCACGCCGGAGCGCUUCCGCUUCGCCCAGAGCGACAUGAGCGCCAUCCGCCGGGGCGUGGCGGAGCAGAUCCUGCGCAGCAGCCUGUGAGGCCCUGUGUGGAUGUGAGGCUUCGAGGUAUGGGUUUGUACGAGGCUGCGCGACCUUGCGGCCGUGUGUGGUUGCGAGGGCGUGUGCUACUGUGAGGCUGUGUGGUGGUUGACAAGCUACUAGAGGCGCCAGUGCUGUGCGUGUGCCACCUGCACAUAUUGAGAGGGCGAGUUCAGCUUCCGGAGCGGAGAGCAAGCUAAGGUCGGCCACCUGCCGGCGAUUGAAGUUCGACCGCGUGCACACAUGCAGGAGGGAAAAGGAGAGCCAAAGGGCGAGAAUGAGGGAGCAUGUAGUAGUAGGUUUCAUGAGCGGGACUGGAGAGGAAGCAUUCAGCAGAGCAGAGCAGAGCUAGCAGAGCAGGAGGUCCGAGAGCAAGACGACUAGACGAGCCGGAGCGAGACGAGCCCGCGCAUGCGUACAAUGUUGGGACGAUUACCCCGGUAGAUUAG
Messenger RNA from Chlamydomonas reinhardtii, 4034 nucleotides. RefSeq lists its product as uncharacterized. Gene Ontology annotation, molecular function: deSUMOylase activity. Gene Ontology annotation, biological process: protein desumoylation. Bases 574 to 3585 code for a protein of 1003 amino acids. The record is from RefSeq and is a predicted model, not a curated record. Gene Ontology annotation, cellular component: nucleus. The transcript has 7 exons. NCBI's taxonomy places the organism in Eukaryota, Viridiplantae, Chlorophyta, Chlorophyceae, Chlamydomonadales, Chlamydomonadaceae.